AUUUAUUAAAUUAAUAUGGGAAAUGAUUAACCAAAGCCUUAGGCACCAAAGCCUACAAUAGAUGAUGCACUUUUUGAUAUGAAGUUAGCAUCAAAACGAUUUGCAAAUGAGUCAAAGAAAUGUGAGAAGGAGAAGGAUAAAUUAAUGAAUUAGGCAAAGUAAGCCCUAUAGAAAAACAACGAGGAAGGUAAAAAUAAAAGAAAUGUGGUUUAGGUGCAAAACUAUUUUUAACUUCAGCAAUGAAUAAACAGAAGGAAGCUGAAAAUUUAUAAAAGAUGUCACAUAAGAUGGAUUAUAUGUAAGGUCUAAUUAAAAACAGUACAAAUUCAACAAAAACAGUGGAGGCCUUGGCUAAAAUAAGUCCUAUCUUGCAUUAAUAAGUAUAGAAAGUAGUUUUAAGUAGACUUAAAAUAUGCCUUUAGAGUUGGUUUAUUAGAACAUGAAUUAGUUUGAAAGAGCAAUGGAUGAAAUGUAGGUGUAAGGAAAUAUAAUGACAGGAAUGUUGAACUAAAAUAAUAAUGUUGGAUAGGAUCUUGCUAUUGAACAAAUGAUGGGAUAAUUGAAAUAAGAAUUACACAGUGAAGUAUAUAUACUAAUGUUAAGUUUAGGUGGCUAAUGAUUUAAAUGCAAAUCCUAAUGUUCUUUUCAAAGAUUUAAACUAAUAGAACCAAUAAUAAAAUGCCCAAGCAAUUAGUAAUAACUAAAUUAAAUGAUUUUAUGAAGAUUUGUAUAUU
Paramecium sonneborni is the source of this 734-nucleotide messenger RNA. The record is from the annotation of a GenBank genome assembly. NCBI's taxonomy places the organism in Eukaryota, Ciliophora, Oligohymenophorea, Peniculida, Parameciidae.